Messenger RNA from [Torrubiella] hemipterigena, 9591 nucleotides. Lineage: Eukaryota; Fungi; Ascomycota; Sordariomycetes; Hypocreales; Clavicipitaceae. The record is from the annotation of a GenBank genome assembly.
AUGUUGGAGGGUCUCGUGGCCGGGUUGCUUAACCGCUUCCUGGGCAUGUACGUUAAGGACUUUGACCCUACAAACCUCAAAGUUGGUAUCUGGUCUGGUGAUGUCAAGUUACGUGAUUUACAAUUGCGCCGCGAGGCUCUUGACCAGCUCAAGCUUCCCAUUAACGUCAUGCACGGACACUUGGGCGAACUUACACUAGUUAUCCCAUGGUCUAACCUUCGCGGUGCUCCCGUCAAGGUGCUGAUAGAAGAUGUCUACCUACUCGCAAGCCCCAAGGAGGAGGCUGCCUAUGACGAAGCCGAAGAAGAAGAGCGCCGGCAGCGUGUCAAGAUGGAGAAGCUCGACAAUGCCGAGCUGCUAAAGGAGCGCAACAAGGAAGGCAUGAGCCAAGAAGAGCAACAGAAAAACCAAAGUUUUACGGAAAGUCUGGUAACCAAAAUUGUUGACAACCUGCAGGUCACAGUUAAGAAUAUCCAUAUUCGAUACGAAGACUCCAUCUCCGCGCCGGGACACCCUUUUGCUCUCGGUGUCACCUUGGAGGAGUUCAGUGCCGUAAGCACUGACGGCCAGUGGAAGCCGACAUUUAUUCAAGACUCAACCGACGUUACGCACAAACUUGCCAAGCUAGGCGCACUUGCAGUCUAUUGGAACACCGACACAGACUUAUUUGUGAACCCAGAUAGCGAAAAGGAACCUGCGGUCGAGCCAGAACAGAUGGUAACAAAGUUUAAACGCUUGGUUGGAAGAGCUCACACGACAUAUGCUGGCCAUCAGUUCAUUCUGAAGCCUGUCAAUGGGCAGGCGAAAAUUGAAAUGGACAAGACUGGCGAUAUAAAGGUACCCAAGUUUAAAGCGACGCUGCUAUUCGAAGAAAUCGGUCUUGUACUCGACGAUGAUCAGUAUCGCGAUGCGCUGAUGAUGGUCGAUCUGUUCCACUACUUCCUUCGACACCAAGAGUACAAGGCUCUUCAGCCCAAGGGAGUCACACCAAAGGAAGACCCCCGCGCAUGGUUACAGUUUGCUGGAAAAGCAGUAUUGGACAAGAUUCACGAGAAGAACCGCCGAUGGUCCUGGGACUACUUCCGUGAGCGACGUGAUGACCGUAUCAGAUAUAUUGAGCUGUUCAAAAAGAAGAAGCAACAACAGCAGCUUACGACCGAAGAAAACGACGACCUGAAGAAGCUUGAGUGGAAGCUCAACUACGAAGACCUACGUUUCUGGAGGUCAUUGGCAAGAAAUCAGCUAAAGAAAGAAAAUGCCGAAGCCCUGAAGAAGCAACCUCAACAAGAAGAGCAAGGUUGGGUGGCCUGGAUAUGGGGUACAAAGCCACAGGGAACCGUAGCCGAAAACGAAGAAAACACCCAGAUGACUGAAGAACAGCGAAAGGAGCUGUACGAUAUGAUUGACUGGGAUGAGAAGACGGCACUCACAGAAUCAAUCGAUGUCCCUCGCGAAGCGGUCAAGUUCUGUCUCGAGGCAUCUCUCAGCACUGGAAGUUUCACGCUGAAAAAAAGCCCCAAUGACAAUCCAGUUGAUCUGCUCAGCCUACACUUUGAUGUGCUCAAGGCCAAGGCGUUACAGAGAAAGGACUCGACCUUGCUUAAUAUCAGCCUGGGAGGUCUCCGUGUAAAUGACGGAACUACACCCAACAGUCUGUACCCCGAAAUUGUUCACGUCAAGGAUGCGCCAACUGUUAAGAAACCAAAGAGGCUCUCUCUUCUAGAGCUUGAAAAGACCGAAGAGGAGCCGUUCUUCUUCUUCGAGAUCGAGAAGGACCCCUUGGAGAAAGAAGGUGACAUCGCUGUCGUUGCUAAGCUAAAACCCCUUGAGGUUGUAUGGAACCCCAACUUCAUUGUUGGCAUCGUUGAUUUCUUCCGGCCACCGGAGCGGCAUAUGGAUUCCAUUAAUGCUCUAAUGGAGACUGCUGGAGCUACUGUCGAAGGCAUUCGAGAGCAGACACGCGCCGGUCUUCAGUUUGCUCUUGAUGAGCAUAAAACAAUUAAUGCCGAGCUAGAUCUACAAGCUCCGCUCAUUAUCGUUCCUGUCAGCAUUACGACUGAAGAUGCCACCUGUCUUAUUGUUGAUGCUGGUCAUAUCCACGUCCAGAGUGAACUUGUGGAUAGAAGCACAUACAAGGAAAUGAAAUCCAAGCAGCAACAACUGGAUAGUGCUGCUGACUUAAAGAGGCUAGAGUCUGCCAUGUAUGAUCGAUUUCUGGUUAAGCUUACCUCGACACAAGUUCUCAUAGGUCCAACUAUUGAAGAGACGAAGUCGCAUCUUGUGGUUGCGGAUGGUUUCUCCCCGUACCACGUUGUUGAGCAAAUCAAUGUUGAUUUCGUCGUAGAAAUCUCCAUUUUGCCAAAGGCACCCAACCUCACUAAACUCAAGGUAUCUGGCCACUUACCAUUGCUUCACGCCAUGUUUUCAGACUCCAAGUACAAGAGUCUUAUGCGGGUGAUUGAUGCCGCCAUACCAAAGCUCGACGACGACGCACCGCCGCCAUUACCAGCACCAGAGCCAAGCAAAGAAUCCGCCAAACCCCGUCCUUCAAGCGCUGUAUCAGAGAAAUCACGCCGAAAGUCGAUAAAAUCGCGUCGACGGUCAAGCGCUCACCAAGUCUUGCAACCGAGCACGGCCGUUAUACUCGAAGACUUGGAUGAUGACGAGGAGGAAGAUUUUGAGGAUGCCGUUGACGGUGCCGACAACGAACACCUAAAAAUUCAGCAAAGGAUGUUCCAGUUCAACUUUACAGUUGAUUCUCUCAAGGGCUCAUUAUUCCGAAGUGACCCAGAGAGAAAGAAGCCCGAUGUACUGCUUGUUGAGCUUGUUGCUGAGCGAUUCGACCUCGAAUUCUACACACGGCCCUACGACAUGGUAGCAAAUGUGUCCCUUGGCGCUGUGACAGUGGAUGAUUUUGUCGACCAGACUUCACCAGAGUUCAAAGCUAUCAUUUCAUCAGGUGAUAGCGAAGAUCUUAAAGCUGGACGUAGCUUGGUAAGCGUCAAGUUCACCAAAGUAAAACCGUCAUCCCCUGAAUUCAUGCCAGUCUACGAAGGCGUGGAAACGAAUAUUGUCGCUGCUGUUUCUACCAUCAACGUUGUCGUUACCCGCAAGACCCUCUUAACGCUACUAGACUUUAUCUUGAUCACCUUUACGAAUAACAACGAGGAGCAAACAGAUGCCGUUGCACUCCAAGAGGCUACACCAGACGACAGUAGCGAGGACACUGAUAUUGAAGCCAAGCAGAAUGCUCAAGCAGGAUCCAUCAGAGUCAAGGUUGACCUGAAGAGUAUUCGCCUUAUUCUGAAUAACGAUGGCAUCCGUUUAGCCACCCUAUCAUUCAAUAAGGCAGACGCCGGAAUUUUCCUCCGAGGAAAGACAAUGAGAAUAUCAGCAAAGCUUGGCGACCUGCAGCUCUUAGACGACGUCAAUCUUGGCGUCUCCGAAGAAUCAAACUUGCGAAAGCUGGUUACCAUCCAGGGCGAUGACCUAGCCGACUUCCGAUACGAAACAUUUGAUCCAUCCAACUCGAAGGCUUACCCUGGCUAUGAUAGUUCGAUUUAUUUGCGAGCUGGAUCCGUUAAGCUCAACUUUGUUGAAGAGCCAUUCCGCAAGAUUGUCGAUUUCUUGGUGAAGUUUGGCAAAAUGCAGGCUAUUUAUAAUGCGGCUCGCCAGGCUGCGGUCACAAGAGCAAACCAAAUCCAACAAAGCCCGAGCAAGAUCAAGUUUGAUGUUGUCGUAAAUACCCCUAUUGUCGUCUUCCCCAGACUUGUCAUUCCUGGCCAACCCAAGCGCGACGUCAUUACCGCCUACUUGGGUGAAAUAUAUGCAGAGAACAAAUUUGCACCCCUAGAUGACAGCGAAAACGCCACGAUCGCGAUGAUGAUGUCGGCAGGCAUUCGAAAUAUUCGCCUGACUUCAGAUUUCCACUAUCCUGACAAUCGAUCAGAGGAGCUGGAGAUGAUUGAUCAUGUUGAUCUCGGAUUCAAUAUCACCUAUGCAGAGCAUAAGCCAGGAACCAAGCGCCCUGACACCGAAAUUGAAGGUUCGAUUUCUGAUAUCAAGUUGCGUCUAACCCAGUACCAGCUCAAAUUUCUUAUGGAGAUCUCAAGAGCCGUACCAGCUGCGUUCGCCGGAGAUGGCAGCGAUCCAGACGAGGAAGCUGCGCGUUUAGUUGGCGAGGAAACUCUCCAAAAAGCUCAAAAUCCACCAGCCAUCAUGCCAAACGAAGAGCCGUUAGUCGAUCUUGGCCCUGAGCUGUCAUCCAUUGAAUCCACCUGGGCCAAGCUAGAUUUGACCUUCAAAGUUAACACCAUUGGUCUUGAGCUGAUUACAGCUGAUGAUGAAGAGCCUGUUGGUGACAUGGACGCCUGCAGCUUAUCACGCUUCUCGCUGGACGAGACCAAGGUCAAGACACGCAUGCUCUCAGAUGGCUCGUUGGAAGCGGAGCUAUUGAUAAGAGCCUUUUCCAUCUUCGAUACGAGACCUCGCGAGACCAACAAGUUCCGCCGCAUCAUGACAUCCUCCAACAAAGACGCACAGCAGCUAAUGGCAAGUAUCACAAUGUCUGGUGGACGAGAACGCAACUUGAUUGCAAUGGCAACCAUUGACAGUCCUCGCGUUAUUUUCGCCUUGGAUUACUUGUUUGCCAUCCAGAAGUUUAUUACGGAGGGUCUAAGUGUGGAUGACUCUAGUCCAAUGGAUGAUGAAAGCAUCGGAGAGAUAAUUGAUGAAUCAGACGCCGAUUCGAUGCAAGUGUCCAAUACCGAUGGACGUGUUACUCCAGGCCAAUCCGUCAUUUCAACGAAGGCUUCGGAUUCGGAUGAUAAGGUGCAAGCAAACAAAAAUACCGCGCCCACUAUGAAUAUCGCGUUCCGUGUCAACCUCGUCGAUGCUCAGGUUAUUCUUAUUGCCAACCCGCUCAGCACGAGUUCUGAAGCUGUUGUUUUGGGAAUUCGACAAGUGCUCUUGGCUAAACAACAUGCUUUGACUUUCCAAGUCUCUCAGAUUGGCAUGUUUCUCUGCAGAAUGGAUAAGUUCGAUUCGUCUAGGCUGCGCAUUAUUGAUGACUUUUCCAUCCAAUUGAAUAUGGACGUGUCAAAGGUUGCUUGCACAAGCAUUCACAUUGAUAUAGAACCGCUUAUUCUCAGACUCUCCUUACGAGAUAUUCUUCUUGUCCUACAAAUUAUCAGCAAGGCUUCAGAAUUAUCUGGUGGAGAUAACCAAACAGCCGCUGAAACCCCAGCUGAAAUGAAGGCUCGCCAAUUACGGAAAGCCGGUCUGAAGCAGAGAGCGGCUAGUGGUAGAACCUCUACCAUGGGCAAGACUAAGGCAAAGACUAUUGCUAAGACCAUUACCAAGCCACCUCCUGCCGCUGCAGCUCAAACACAGCUCGCAUCUCACGAAGAGCUCUCUGCCACCAUUCAAGGUGUCCGAAUCGUCCUUAUUGGCGAUUUGCAUGAAUUGCCAAUUCUGGAUAUUGGUAUCAAGGAGUUCACUGCUACAGCUGAAAACUGGACGUCGAAUCUGAAGGCAGACGCAGCCAUUGACAUGUACUCGAGUGUCUACAACUUCUCCAAGUCCAGCUGGGAACCCCUCGUUGAACCUUGGCAGGUCGGCCUUGGUGUUGCCAGAGAAGCUUCUACUGGUCUUCUUUCUAUCGAUCUGGCUUCCAAAAAGACUUUUGAUAUCACCAUUACCACUGCUACCAUCGCAUUGGCCUCCAAGUCUUUCACUUUCCUGACAACUGAGCAAGACGUCCUAAGCAAGCCUAGAGGCGCUGAAGCCCCCUACCGAAUCCGCAAUUACACUGGCUUCGACGUGUCUAUGAAGUCCAAGAGCCCCGCUAGUGACGAACCACUGUCUCUGCGCAUAGAGGACGGAAAAGAAGGUCCAUGGAGUUUUGAGCAUUGGGAAAAGAUGCGUGAAAACCUUCUCACCGAGUCUCAACAGAACAAUGUAGUUAUUGAACUUGAGGGAAGCGGUUUCGAUGCUGUCAAGAAUGUACAGCUGAACCGAGAAGGCGAGUUCUUGUAUGGACUCAAGCCCAAGGCCGAUAAUGUGCUCCAUAGACUCUGUGUUGAGGUCACUCUUGGAGAAGACAAUGUCAAGUAUGUGACACUGCGUUCACCACUGGUUAUUGAGAACGCCACGGAAAUCCCAGUGGAGCUCGGAGUAUAUGAUGCACAAGAUGGACACCUGCUCAAGAUUGAGAAGAUUGCUCCCGGCGACUCACGACCUGUUCCUGUCGGAGCAGCAUUCGAGAAGCGAGCUCUAGUACGACCAGACAGCGGCUUCGGCUACCGAUGGAGCAACGACCAGCUCUGGUGGAAAGAUUUGUUGCGAUAUCCUUCGAAGCAGAUUGUCUGCAAGGGCGAAAACGGCGAUCCAUUUUACUUCCAAGCCCAUGCUGAGUUUGACAAGUCGAACCCGAUGACAAGAAGCUAUCCUUUUAUGAAGAUUAAGCUGUCGGCACCCGUCACGAUUGAAAAUCUGUUGCCAUACGAUUUCAAGUACCGCAUUUAUGAUAAGAAUGCCAAGAAGGAUUGGUCAAACUUCCUACGCAAAGGAGGUGUCAGCCCUGUCCACGUUGUUGAGCUUUCACACCUGCUGCUCUUGAGCGUUGAUAUGCAAGAUACCGUCUUCAAGGCCAGUGAUUUCGCAAUUAUCAACCCCGGAAACAAUGAAGACUUCCGCAAAGAAAGCAGGGUUACGGUUAAGGAUGAGCAAGGACUGCCCUUACACUUGAGCCUGCACUACUUCAAGGUUCCAAACAGUGGCGGCGCUUUCCGCGUUACUGUUUACAGUCCCUAUGUUGUUCUGAAUAAGACAGGGUUGGAUCUCAAUGUCAAGGCAAAGAGCUUUUUGCAACAAGCCCGUGCUGCUGCCGGCCAGGCUCCGCGAGUCGAUACGUCUGAUCGUGAGCGACCAAAGGCACUGCCUUUCAUGUUUUCUUUUGGAAAUGAUGACAACCGAAACCGUGCCCUGUUGAGAGUCUCAGAUUCGGAAUGGAGCAGGCCCCAGAGUUUCGAUGCCAUUGGAAGCACUUCAGAGGUUAUCUUGAAUUCGCUACGCGAUAACACCGAAAUCCACGUUGGAAUCAGUGUCAACUCUGGUGAAGGUAAAUACAAGAUGACCAAGGUUGUUACCUUGGCGCCACGCUUUGUCAUUGCAAACAAGCUUGGUGAAGAGAUUCAUAUUCGCGAGUCCAGCGCCCCUGGCUAUAUGACGCUGAGCGGUGGUGCUCUGCGACCUCUUCACUUUAUGCAAAAGACAUCGGUUAAGCAGCUUUGUCUGUGCUACGCUGGAGUAGAUAACCACUGGACUUCGCCAUUCAACAUUGCUGAUAUUGGAACUACACAUGUCAAGAUUGCAAAGGCUGGCCAGCGACAAAGACUUGUGCGUGUUGAAAUUCUGAUGGAAGAGUCUACCGUUUUCAUCAACUUGAGCAUCGAGACAAAGAACUGGCCGUUUUCCAUGCGCAACGAAAGUGACACCGAGUUCACCUUCUACCAAGCCAACCCGAACAACGAUGAAGACGAUGUUGAAGACCGCAGUGGCUGGAGACCUAUCCGAUACCGCCUACCACCAAGAAGUAUCAUGCCGUAUGCGUGGGACUUCCCUGCCGCAAAAUUCCGAGAGAUUGUUAUCGCGACGAGUGGUAAAGAGCGCCAUGUGAAGCUAGCGGAGAUUGGUAACCAGAUCCCGAUGAAGUUUUUCAAUGCAAACGGACAGCAAAAGAUUAUCGACAUCAACGUGGCAGCAGAUGGGCCCAGUCAAACCUUGAUCCUCAGCAAUUUCCGAGCCAGCCAGAGUAUCUACAAGGCUAAGAACCUUUCACGAAGCCAAACUGGUUUGGAGGCCUUUGAGGUCAAGGACCAGGAUACGGGAGCAACCUUCCGAGCGCAGCUGAAGCUGUCUGGUAUCGGAAUUUCUCUCAUCAACUCGCAGCUGAAGGAGUUGGCAUACGUCACCUUUAGAGACUUGCAGCUACGCUACAGCGACUCGCCUCUGAUUCAAACGGUAUCUUUGGCCGUUAACUGGAUUCAGAUUGAUAAUCAACUGUAUGGCGGCAUUUUCCCCAUGGUCCUGUAUCCUAGUGUGGUUCCCAAGAGAGCACAGGAACUUGACUCUCACCCGUCUGUUCACGCUAUGAUUAGUCGAGUCAAGGACGAUUCAUUCGGUGUCAUCUACAUCAAAUACGCAUCGAUUCUCAUUCAACAAAUGACAAUUGAGCUUGAUGAAGACUUUGUGUUUGCUCUGCUUGAUUUUAGCAAUGUGCCUGGCGCCAGCUGGACCAUGGUGGACGAAGAUGGAAAGCUGUGUGAUGAGAACCUGGAUAUCCCUGAACCCAAACAAACCUUGAGCGGACAAGACAUUUACUUUGAGGUGUUGAAUAUUCAGCCUAUGCAGGUCGAUCUCAGCUUCAUGAGAACAGAGCGUGUCAACGCAGAAGAUAAGGCCACGACGCGAAACCCGCUCAUGUUCGUUAUGAACGUGCUGACAAUGGCCAUUGGAAAUGUCAAUGACGCACCUAUUCGAUUCAACGCCUUGAUACUGGACAAUGUCCGUGUCACCACGCAAGUCCUGGUUCAAAACAUCACAAACCACUAUAGCCAGGAGGUCAUGUACCAGAUUCACAAGAUCCUGGGCUCAGCCGACUUCUUGGGUAACCCCGUGGGUCUGUUCAACAAUAUCUCGUCAGGAGUGACGGAUAUUUUCUACGAACCGUACCAGGGUCUGAUUCUAUCAGAUAAGCCGGAAGAAUUUGGUCUCGGCAUUGCCAAGGGUGCCGCCUCGUUUGCCAAGAAGACCGUCUUUGGUGUAAGCGACAGUUUCUCCAAAUUCACUGGCAGUCUCAGCAAAGGUCUCGCUGCUGCAUCUCUUGAUAAGCAGUUCCAGGACCGACGUCGCAUUAGUAGAGCGCGUAAUAGACCCAAGCACGCCUUGUAUGGCGUAACUGCCGGCGCCAACAGUUUGUUCACCAGCGUGGCGUCCGGUGUUGGUGGUUUGGCCCGGAAGCCGCUGGAGGGUGCAGAGCAAGAAGGCGCCCUCGGUUUCUUCAAGGGUGUUGGUAAAGGUGUUUUGGGAUUGGCCACCAAGCCAGCAGUUGGUGUUUUGGACAUGGCAAGCAACCUAAGCGAGGGUAUCCGCAACACGACGACCGUCUUUGACGGCGCCGAACUCGACCGCACUCGAUACCCGCGAUUUGUGCCCAGUGACGGCAUUGUUCGUCCUUAUAAUCCUCGCGAAGCCAUUGGCCAAUACUGGCUCAAACAAGUAGACAACGGCAAGUACUUUGACGAACAGUACAUUGGCCAUCUUGAGCUACCGCGCGAGGACAUGGUGGUCAUGGUGACGUAUGCUCGUAUUCUGCUUAUUCGCUCCAAGCGACUUACAAGCCAGUGGGAUGUGCCUCUAAAGGACGUCCAGACCAUUGCCAAGGAGCGAACGGGCGUCAGCCUGUCUCUUAGAGGGGGCGAGAAUGGACCGUUUAUCCCGGUUGGGGCAGAGGGCGAGCGCAACUUUUUGUAUAGAAUGUUUGGUGUCGCCGUGGAGGAGUAUAAUCGCCGUUUUAGGGGAGGCGAAUAA